This is a messenger RNA of Anopheles maculipalpis, 162 nucleotides long. The record is from the annotation of a RefSeq genome assembly. Lineage: Eukaryota; Metazoa; Arthropoda; Insecta; Diptera; Culicidae.
AUCCCACAAAUAGCCCCAAUUAAUUGGUUAAUUUUAUUUUUUGUAUUUUCAAUUACAUUAGUAAUCUUUAAUAUUUUAAAUUACUUUUGUUUUUUUUAUACUCCAAUAAAAACGUCUCAAUCGUUAAAUAUUAAAUUAAACAAAUUAAAUUGAAAAUGAUAA